GGAGCCUACCCAGCAAGUUAGCAACAAGCCUUUAAACUUUAAAAGGACAGGAUUAAGUGCCUGUGCUUGUCACUUGCUCUCUUGACUUUCCAAGAACACCCUGGAUUGUGCUGCUGCCUUUUGGUUGGAUCAGCAAGGUAGCCCUCUAUAAAGAUGGGUGACUGGAGUGCACUUGGAAGACUUCUUGACAAGGUGCAAACCUAUUCUACUGCUGGUGGAAAGGUUUGGUUGUCAGUACUGUUUAUAUUUCGUAUCCUUCUUUUGGGCACUGCUGUGGAAUCAGCCUGGGGAGAUGAACAAUCAGCAUUUCGCUGCAACACUCAGCAACCUGGUUGUGAAAAUGUCUGCUAUGACAAGUCAUUCCCCAUCUCUCAUGUACGUUUCUGGGUUCUUCAGAUUAUAUUCGUCUCAACACCAACUUUGCUUUAUUUGGCCCAUGUGUUUUACUUGAUGCGCAAAGAAGAAAAGCUGAACAGGAAGGAAGAAGAACUUAAAAUUGUUCAGAAUGAUGGAGGCAAUGUUGACAUGCACCUUAAACAAAUUGAAAUAAAAAAAUACAAGUAUGGCAUUGAAGAACAUGGCAAAGUCAGAAUGCGUGGGGGUCUUCUUCGCACUUAUAUAAUAAGCAUUUUGUUUAAGUCAGUUUUUGAAGUUGGCUUUCUUGUCAUCCAAUGGUACCUGUAUGGGUUCAGUCUGAAUGCCGUCUACAGGUGUGAACGACAACCCUGCCCACAUACAGUAGAUUGCUUCCUCUCACGACCCACCGAGAAAACCAUUUUUAUAUGGUUUAUGUUGAUAGUGUCUCUUGUGUCACUUGGCUUAAACAUCAUUGAACUAUUUUACGUCAGCUUUAAAAGCAUCAAGGAUGGCAUCAAGGGGAAAAGAAACCCAUACACCCAUACAAAUGAUCCAAUAAGUUCAGCAAAAGAUUGUGGUUCACCUAAAUACACAUACUUUAAUGGCUGUUCUUCUCCGACUGCUCCCAUGUCACCACCAGGUUACAAGCUUGUUACUAGUGAAAGAAACCCUUCAUCAUGUCGUAAUUUUAACAAGCAAGCAAGUGAGCAGAACUGGGCUAAUUACAGCGCUGAACAAAUUAGGAUGGGCCAAGCUGGAAGCACCAUCUCAAAUACUCAUGCACAGCCCUUUGAGUUUCCUGAUGAUCAACAGAAUACCAAGAAAUUAGUGCCUGGUCAUGAGAUGCAGCCCAUUGCAGUUUUGGACCACAGACCACCUAGCAGAGCAAGCAGCCAUGCCAGCAGCAGACCCCGACCUGAUGAUUUGGAGAUUUAGUUUAUUAAAUCACAUUAUCAAACGAAAGGUUAAUUUGUUGAGUGAUGGAGGUACUUCAUGGUCUCAAAUAAGAGAUUUAACAAACUUUAAAACUUUUGUAAUGUACAUUUUGUGGUGUGGGAGGUACACUUUGGUAUUUAAGUAGUUGAUUGCAAAAUUUACAGAACUAAAUGACUCAGAAAACUAGAAUCACAUGCAUUUCAACCUAGAAUGUAUUUAUAAGAGGAUGUAUAUAAAGUAAGGUAUGUGUUUUCAAUUUGUGAACAAAGGUGUUGUAUUACUGAGUGAUUGGCAUAAAACUACUACAAAUAUAAAGAAGGUUUUUUUUGAGAAGAUGUUUAAAUGAAAAAUAUAUAAAUAGAUUGACUGUCUGGAACAGUUUAGAAACAUAGUACAAAAAUAAAUAUGUAUAAUCAAGAGAAUGUGGUUGGUUGUAGCUCCCUAAUUUGAUUUCUCAAUUGCUCCUCUAAAUUAUACUAUUAUAAUUUAAAAGAACUUGCAAAAUAUGGUGCAAAAUAGAUGAAUUGUAAAGAACUUUAAAGGGACACUGAAGACAGUAACUCCUUCAUCUCAUUGAAGUGGUGUAUAUUGUCUGAAGUCAUCUUGGAGAGUCCCCAUCAGCCCAUUCCCUCUGUGCUGCUUGAGAUAAUGAUGAAGCCUUAGUCUGGGCACCAAUGGGUGGCUGUGUUGGGCAGAGAGUGGCCGCUGACUGCUUUCAGUCAUUGCUGGUAUGAAUUGGUAUGUCUAUAAGGAAGUGUUUAAUCUCUGCUUAGCCAUACCCCCAGCAGGGCCUGCUCCUAAAUGGUUCAACAUUGAAUGCAGUGAUAAUACUAGGGGACUUCAGCCACUAUGAUUAAAUUAAAUUAAAUGAUUAUUGCCAAAGUGUCUCUUUAAUUCAGCAGCAAGUCAGUCCACAGAUCAACUUGAUACUUAAAACACAUCGCUUUGUUCAUUCAAUUUGAGUAUAAUUUAAAGCAAUGAAUAGCUGGGGUUCAGAAGUGACACUUUCAUGGAGAGGCUUCUCCAUACAUUUCUUUGAAAUUUUUUCAUAUGAAGUAACUUCUAAUUGAGCUUAUUAGCAGAGAAGAUACCUUCUAUUCUUCCUAACCUUAGUCCUUUAUUACUAAUGUUUCAUUUGCAGCAUACAGUGAUUCCACACUUCAAGUAAAUGCCAGCACUGUACCAUAUAUCCAAAUCCACCAUUUUGUCAUGCCAGGUCUGUUGUUUAUAUCUAUCUUGUUUAUUCUAGCUCUUCCCUUCUACCAGCUCUUUUUCAUUUCAUGCCUGCACCCACAUCUGUACUCUAACGUCAGCUUAUGGUAGAUGCCCCUUAUUUAAUGACUGCUAACCAUGUAUUCAUGCUAGUUCCUCCAUAUUGUAUGACAGGUAACUCCAUACUGCACACCCUGUUGUUUAUGGAGUAUAUGGGGAGUUUACUAUAGCUGAAUGUCACUUUCAUAUAGUAAUCUUAUGCACUUGAAGUGCUGUAACACACCGUGGAGGCCGCCUCCCAAUGGUGCAUUAGCAGACCUUGAUGGACAGGGGAAUUACACAACAUUUAGCAUGAUUUAUCAUUUACCUUGUGGCCCAAACAUUCUAAUUAAAAUCAAAAUUGUGAUAAAGUGUAGGCUUAGCAUAAUUAAGUUGCUAGUUACAAUUGCCCCUUUUAAAAACAACAAUCCCAUUCAUAUAGUUUAUAAAAUAUAAAAGAAAAGACAUUGACUUAUGAUCAACAUACAUGGAUUGAUCUGAUUAUCACUAUAUUAGCUUAUACGUAUUUAUGCUAAACAGCAACCGUUCUCAGUAGUCUCUAAAAAGGUUGCACAGGCCUGGUCAAAUAUGGUCACCACCAUAUGUGGCUAUUUUUUUUUUCAUUGAAAUCAGUGUGACUUUUAGAUGUGACCCCAAUAAUGUGUUUUGUGCAUGAAUAACCAAAGGUAUUUGGAAUUAAUAUUCUUCAACAGUUAAUACCUUUAUUACAGCAAUCACUGUGAAUGUCCUAAAAAAAAAGACUGUCCAUGUUAAUAUUGCAGUUCUAUGAAUGCAAAACUAUUUAAAUGUGAAACCAUAUGUAUCAAGGAAGCAGCAAGUGAAGCGUUAGACUUCUUAUCUGAAAUCGGUCCAAUCAAGCAUUUGUCAAUUUCCCUUCAAAACCUUUUUGCUGUCAAACUCUCUUUGUAAUCACAAAACAUUGACAGUGCAACAUCAAUGAGACAUAUUCAUCUUUUUUUUUUUUGUGAUAUAUUUAUUACAGGAUUAAAUAAAAGAUCUGCUGUUUGAUUCCAUCAGCUUGACAGAUGCAGAACAAGAGGAAAUUAUACAUCACAUUAUGUGAUGAUCUUUUCUCAGUGUGUUUCCUGACAUGCUUUGCACAGAUAAGUUUUGAAAGUCCCAAAUAUUUUGCUAGAGAAUGACACAUCAUUUUCAAUUCUUUCUAGUUUCAUAUUUAACAAAUUAACUAAAAAUAGCUAUAGUAAGAAACUGACCUGCUCCCAUUAUUACGGAUUCUAACAAGUCAUUUUAGAUGAUAUAGGAUCCGUAUCAAGACAUUGCAAGUUUACGAUUACGGGACAGAUGCUAAUGUUAAUUACAAAUUCUGGUUUGACUGUACUUUUCAGUGUUUUGAUGCACUAAAUGUCAUUUAGUUCCAUCCGUUCCCUGUGCUAUUGACCUCAGAAGUCAUACUUCGACAGAAAAUAAUUAGAUAUCUUGCUUGGUAAGUUUGAUCCUGCAUAGGAAAUUUUAAAAGCCCAAAACACAUUUCUAUCUGUUAGUCAAUUUACGGCAGUCAUAGGUGAUCAAUCUCUUAAGGACAAUAAAGGAUGUUCUAGAAAACCUUAUGCCAGCACAGAAUGUCCUGUUUAUUUAAAUGAGUUUGACAUUCCAUUUUAUAACACAUCAUUAAAGAGUAAAUCGUUUUAACCACAUAUGCCAUGACUGAUCCUUAAUCGGUUAAAUCUAAUAGAUCAGUUUCGUUAUGGCGGUAUAACUUUAGAAAAGGAAAACAGUUUGUCCAUGCAGAAACACUAUGAAUUUAGCUACUUAAACUGUCACCAAAUAAUUGGGUUAAUAAAAGCAACUUCAAUAAGUGGAAUGAAUUACUAAUUAUUUGCAAUAAUUUGUGAACUGGAUCUAAAUAAUCUUCAAUUGAAUCACAGAAACAUUUGAGAUAAAAGUAAAUUUGGAAAUUGAGCAUCUUCUCAAAAUAAAUUUAAGUGCAUUGGUUUAGGACAGGGGUAGGAAACCUUUGACUCUCUAGAUGUUGUGGACUAUAUCUCCCAUUGUGUUCUGACAGCCAUACUGUUGGAGAAGCAUCAGGUGAGAUGUAGUCCACAACAUCUGGAGUGAUGAAGGUUGCCUACCCCUGAUUAAAUUAAGAGCUGGAUAAGAUCUUUGAGAAUGACAUACAACAUAUUUAACCCUUUGAGUUCCAACACGAUCAUCUGCACUCAAUCUGUUAACUUUACCAGAUAUUGCUAUGAAUUUUUUUACAUCACUCCUCUGGCAUUCCAAUGGUUAAAUACAUGAGAGGAAAAAUAUGUAGCUUAUAAAUACAUGAUAACUAUAACUUUAAAUAGCAUCUCGCACUAGAGGCCAACAAAAUGGUGUUUACAAAUUCCUAAUGUGUUGUAAAAAGCACAUUUUAGCCCUAUUUUUGUGUUGUCGGUAUUGUUUUGACGUGUCUACUUCUGGAUAGACAUCGAUCAGUUAAGGUAUAAUGUCGAGAUUUUAGAUUGUUUGUCUUUCUUUAAGUGUCAGGAAUACCAUCCUGACUUGAAUGAUUUUAAUUUCUUUAAUGUGUAAUCAAAUAUGCUUGAAUGAUAGAGGUUGUUAUAGUACUGUACGCAUACAUCAUUUGGUUGUUAUGUGAGAAACAGAAAUGCUUAGAGCUGGAAUGCGACUUAAAUAUAGCUGCACAGGUUCUGUAUUAAGCAGCCCACAAUUGUGAAUUAUGUUGUAAUUAUGUACUGUAAACUAGACUUCAUUAUCCUGAUGAGAUUCAUUUUGUACAUUUAAUUAUCAUUUGGUUGCUUCAACCACUGUAAUGUUUGCACUUGGGGGUUUGUUUAGAAUGCAAGACAGUCUGGAGAUUAAACUUGUUCCAUUAUACACUUAGAGGUAAUUUAUUUGAAAAAUUGCAUCUGUUAAAUCUUUGGAGUGCUAGAGGAUUUCAGCCGUGGUUCAAUUUCCAAAAAGGUAUACUACGCAGCUGCCGAAAAACACCAUAGUUGGAGGUGCUCAUUGCAAAUGGAUUUAGAUAACCCCGCUCAUUCCUGCCCAUGCAGUGCCUCUUUCAUCAAAGCUCCUCUCUUUUCCUGACAUUACAUUGCACAUAAUAUAUUUUAAUUAAUUUUUUAAGGCAGAGGAUGCAGACCAUCUGUACAAUUUGUGUUCUAGGGCACCUGAGCCGUAGAUUUAGCUAUGAGUUGAAAUCACUGGCACUCGGUUAAACACACCUUCCCAAUAAAAGCAGUGGUGUUGCGUUGACACAGCACUACAUAUGCUGGAGAGAAGUGCAUUGUAUGAUUAAGUUUUUUGUAAUAUGUGCAGAAUGAAUGAUUUUGAUUUUUUUCCCCAUAAACUACUGUUAUGUUCUGCUUCAUUGCAUGUAUGUAGUAAUGGCUAAUUAGCACAUUGUUUCCAAAGUGCUUUCUUUAAACAAUAAAGUUUUACUUUAGUAAA
Messenger RNA from Pelobates fuscus (common spadefoot toad), 5976 nucleotides. It is a transcript of the gene GJA1, whose product is annotated as gap junction protein alpha 1. Lineage: Eukaryota; Metazoa; Chordata; Amphibia; Anura; Pelobatidae. The transcript is spliced from 2 exons. Gene Ontology annotation, cellular component: connexin complex. Gene Ontology annotation, molecular function: gap junction channel activity. Gene Ontology annotation, biological process: cell communication by electrical coupling; heart development; cell-cell signaling. Bases 154 to 1293 code for a protein of 379 amino acids. The record is from RefSeq and is a predicted model, not a curated record.